Balaenoptera musculus (blue whale) is the source of this 5082-nucleotide messenger RNA. RefSeq names its product GINS complex subunit 2 (gene GINS2). Gene Ontology annotation, biological process: DNA replication; double-strand break repair via break-induced replication. Lineage: Eukaryota; Metazoa; Chordata; Mammalia; Artiodactyla; Balaenopteridae. The record is from RefSeq and is a predicted model, not a curated record. The transcript has 6 exons. Gene Ontology annotation, cellular component: GINS complex; nucleus. The coding region runs from base 253 to 633 and encodes 126 amino acids.
GCGGCGGCGGCGGCUGCCCCGAGCGCCGGCCGGGGCGGAGCGGGGCUCCAGCGCGCUACCCGGCCCGGGCCAGGACCCCCGCUGCUCUCUUGAAGGCUUGUCGCCGCGGCCCCUCGAGCCCGGCCGCCGCCGCCAGCGGCGCCGGGGCGGGCCCCACGGUGAGCCCACCAGGAAGCGAUGAGGACACAGAGGCUUGUAAAGAUAAAGUGACUGAUCCAAGGUCACGCACGGGCCGGCUGCAGAGGCACCGACAUGGGGCUGAAGCUGACCUGCCUGAAAGAAAAAUUGGAGAAGAUUCGGGAUCAUGAACGAAAGGAAGAAACUUUUACCCCUAUGCCCAGCCUUUACUACAUGGAGCUCACCAAACUCCUGUUAAAUCAUGCUUCAGACAACAUCCCGAAAGCAGAUGAGAUCCGGACCCUGAUCAAGGACGUGUGGGACACACGCACAGCCAAGCUCCGGGUGUCCGCUGACAGCUUUGUGAGACAGCAGGAGGCACACGCCAAGCUGGAUAACUUGACCUUGAUGGAGAUCAACACCAGUGGGGCUUUCCUCACACAAGCGCUCAAUCACAUGUACAAACUCCGCACGAACCUGCAACCUUCUGACAGCGCCCAGUCUCAGGACUUGUAGGCAGAGACUGGUUUGUAGAGGCCCGUGUCUGCCGGCAGGAGGCUCACCGGGUGGCCUGCGUGCUCGGGACGUGACAGAGGUACUCACAUUUCCAGAGUUCUAGAACCACUUCUGAAUGUACGCAGAAAAGUGCAGUGAAGCAAGGGAUGGGUUUAUAACCUUGUUGGAAAGCAACAGGCUUGUGCUUAGUCCUCGAGACAUUCUGUAAUUCUACGUCUGUAUCUGGGAGCCAGCUGUCCUUUCAUGGGGGAAUGAGAAAAGCAUUCGCAGAACGAAUGAUUUCCCUAGCAGAGCUCCGGGUCUCCUGCACGGGACUGUCGUGUGCAGGUGGGUGUUCAGUGACGUCCAGUGUUGCUUUUAAGAUGGAGAUAUAGCAGGAUGGUAACGUGGCCGUGGCCAUUUUUCUCCCUUCUUGACCCUGAUCUCUUGGGCUAAAUGUAGAGUCUGCUACAGAGGCUAUUCACACACAGGACAGCAGAUGAGUGGCGAGUGACAACCACCCAUAUUUAUCAUCUAAGCCCUGAUACACAAUAAAGAUGGAAUCAACCCAAGUCUUUGUUGGGUUUUGUUCCUGCAUAACUGCCAUGCAAAGGAGCAGGCCAAGUGGCUAGAAUGACCUGAUGGACCAAACUUGAGAGGUUUAGCAGGCAACUGUGCACUUCCGACCGACACUCUGGGUAUCUCUCGUUCUCUUGGCUGCUUCUGGGUAAGGCCCUAAAGGGUUGCUUAUCAGCAAGAGGAAAGUCGGGGGGAAAUGAGUUCGGUUAUCGAGUGUGUGAGUGAAGCUGAAGACACGAUGCCAGGGGGAAAAGUGGGGCCUGUGACGUGGUUCUUGAUGGACUGAGGGGAAGACAGUUCUAGGCAGCAGUGGCUCAGGUAACGGUAUUGGCUUUUUUCCCUAGGAGGAAAAGUUUCAGCGCUAGCAUGGCUCAGUCCCUUACAGAAAGUACAUUACCUCGGGCGGGAAAUGAUCCUCUAGGCCUGUAAUGAGUAGGUUCAGUAACCAGCUGGUUUCCAGUGGUAGCGCCGUCAGUCAAAAGCAGUCACAUGCCAUCUCGAGGGUUAUGAAGGGUGUACGUGCGUGAUCAACUGGGCCUAAAGAAUAUCUGCUGGUGUUUUUACCCUUCAGUGUUUAAAAUACAAACUUACUUCAGGUUACUCGAGCACUAUUCCUCCGUCCCAGAUGGGUACCCAGCUGUCCCUCUCACAAGCAGCUAUUGUUUAAGCACUGAAGGGCCGCACAUGGAGGGAUGAGGACCCAGAAGACCUGGUCUCCAUCACUUAAGAGAUGACAGGACUUGGUCUUUUCAUCUCUCUCUUUCGCAGAAUCCUUCAGAUUUAAUCUGGGGAAUCUUGUAGAAUGAAACCACACGUUACUGUGGCGGUUCAGGAGUCCUGUUUAUGUCAGAUCUCACCGUGAAUCCCCUUCUCUUAAAACCUGGCUGAGGCACAGAUGAAUCUGUCUUCACACUUUACCUGUAAAGCUGUGUAAUCGUUGAGCUCUUAUUUUUAUUUUUUGGCCUUAUUAUAACAUAGAAAAGAUUAUUCUCUUAAGAUGAUUUAGGAAGAUUUUAUUUUUUGGAUGUUGUCAGAAAUUACAGCAAUAUAUUCAUAAAUACCUAAUUACUACAUUCAACAAAUAAUAUUACAAUACAGUUAAUUCAAACAAGUACACUUAGAACAGGUUUAAUUUCACAGCAUCUAAAUUGCCCCCCAGAGUGACCGAGGCACCGUUCCUCCUCCCUCCAUGUACUGGUUGACUGUUCUAGCAGUUAAGCACAGGUACAUACAAAGUAACACGACCGAUUGAUUAGCGUGGUCUUCCUCGGGUCAAGGCAGAGUUAAGGAGUUAGGGUUAAGCGCUGGAUCAGAAAGUUGGGGACAGGCUACUGCAAGUAGUAAAGUCGAUAGUGUGCUUACUUGGGAGAGGACAGGGCUGCUGCGAAGUGGCUAAUCCACGCUGCACGAUGAACAGCAUCGCGGUGCUGACCAUCUCCAUCUGGUGGCAGGUCCCUGGAACUUGCUACACUUUAAGCCGUGGCCCAGAGGGAAAGGCGGGUAUGCAAUCUAAUUUUGGAGAUGUGACAGCAUUGUGAGCUACUUGACGAAACGUCAUCCCACAUACAAACUUAAGAUUUCCUGUUAGAAUACUUUAAUGCUUCGCUACUUUGCUGAAGGUGUGGGCUCCUUUUAAUAUUCUUUGAGUUUCCCUGAGGGUGUAUAAUCUAUUAGCAUGUUAAUGCCAAUUAAGUGUUUUGUUUCCUUUAGAAUAUAGACUACGCUUUUGAAGAGCGUAUCUUGGUCACUUAUCUGAGAUAAUGGAUUAAGAUUAUGAUAUUUCAUGUCAGUUUGGCUUGUUUCUACCUGUGGCGCCAAGUUUGGGGGAAAGCUCUGGGUUGCUAAUGAUGUGAUUAAAUGCAGAACCACACGACUCACUUUUGGAAGGGAUCCCGCACAGGUUUAGCGAAACCCCCUUCAGAGGGCAGACGGCAGCCGUCUCUCCCAGGUGCCAUGGGAAGACACAGGUCGUGAAGGACUGUUCACAAAAAUACUGACACAGAAGUUCCAUGAUCAGUUCUAGAGCAAAUGUGGUGUACUUCUGAACUUUGUCUUUCAAACUCAAUGUAAAACAGCUGAACAAAAAGCUUCAGGGAUUCCAUAUUUCUCUGUUUCUCUGUCAGUUUUUAAGCCCAAACUGAAAAGAGGCUCUGAUGCUACCAUGCUCUUUCAGAAUAAGUGUUUUCAGAUUAUAAAACUAAUUAUUGAAUGGAACAAAAAAACCCCCAAGAUUGGGUACUAUGUCUCUGGUGCACUUUCGUUACCUUUUUCUUAGUUUAUUCAUGUUGCCUUAUGGGUUUGUAGUUAUAUUCUGAUUGAUUGUCCUAUUACUUCUUGAGCCUUAGAAUAUUCAGAGACCCUCACAGGUAGGUGGGAGUAUGGGGAAGCAGAGUGAUGGAGCAGCUCAGAGGCGGGGCAGGGGGAAGGCAGUUAGUUCUAGCUCAGUGACACAGCCGCACCCCUGGGCAGGCAUCCCUUUAACCUCAUGCCGCAUCCUCCUCCCCAAAAGCAACGAAACACCAGCAGACACAGGCGCUCCCCUCAGGUGGUAACAGGAUGGGGCUGUGCAAGUUAUCAGAUCUACUUUUCCCUUUGCUUUUUGGCCAGGACCCUUACCAGAGCCGAGGAGCAAAGGCAUCCAGACAUUUUCUACUACGGAGGAAGGAGGACUGGGGGGAAGUGUUAAGAUGUAACCCUUAGGCCUUCAGAGACAGCAAGCAGAUUUUAUAGGUAGAGAAAUUCAGUGACGUUUUGCCCUGAUCGUUGGCAGUGGGGCUCCCUCUCAACACCUGUCGCCACCUGUGGCACAUGGCGCUCUCUGUGGCUUUGCAGGGGAGGAGGCCCCCAGAAGAGCCCUUACUUCUCGUCAAGUCGUUUCUGUAGAGAGAAAAGCACUUGCUGACUGCUGAUAAUACUGGCGGCACUUUUUGUCUGAGUUUGCUAAUAACGAAGAUUCUUGGCAGACAUACAAAGCAAACUGUGUGGGAACAUAUAAAGUGACACAAUGCCAUCUGCCAGCAAGCUGUUCCGCGCAGCUAAGGUCUGGGGGCCGAGGGCGUGGCCACUGAUCACAGUGAGUAGCCUUCCUGAAGGUCAGCCAGCCCUUCCCCGGGCCCAGGGCGUGAUGCUCGGGUCCCCUCCCCUCCCCUCCCCUCCCCCAGGCAGACCAGCCACUGGCUGCUUUGGCCUCUGGUUCAGGCCCAUUUGGGCAAGAGAUGCCUUACUGAUCUAGUUUUCACACUGCCUGAACCCGCAAUAACUGGGGCAAGAAGGGAGGGCUCCUCCCAUGCUUCGCAAUGAAACGAUCAUCCCCGUUCCUAGCCGCUCCUGUGGUUGGCACAGUCAGUCAGUCAGUCCAAGAAGAGAAAUUCUGCGCAGACAUUGUUCACCCUACUUUCAGGCUGGUACAAAGCUUUGCACCUAAAUAAAUAAACCCUAUACAGUUUCUACUUUGCACCUGCGCAGCCUGCUAUAAAGACACCUCGGCGUCCUGUCCCAGCAGCCGCUCCCUUCCUCAAAGGCUCUUUUAACGAAACCCGUGUGCGCCUGCGCGCGUGAAGGUGCACACACAGCGUCCACCUGGCUGCCACUGGAGCCCGCCCCUCCUCGCUCCGUAGCAUGGGUUGUGGUGAACUGGCUGCCGUCCGGAGCAGGGGAGGGGCGCAGGAGGAGGUAAGACGUAACCAUGGCUUUCUACAUCACUCUGGUGCAACUCAAAAAUGAAGUGAUCGCAUAGGCGCCAGUGGUAAGCUCUUUUACUUUUCUUCUUCUUUAAUUUUUUUAAAAACACUUCAAUAUCUUAAUGUCCUGACCAGCAGCAGUACAAACACUAAAAGCAAGGUUUUUUUUUUUUUUUGCCCAGAAAAACAAAACAAAAAACAAACAAAACCC